Messenger RNA from Penicillium pulvis, 1326 nucleotides. RefSeq names its product putative salicylate hydroxylase. The coding region runs from base 1 to 1326 and encodes 441 amino acids. The record is from RefSeq and is a predicted model, not a curated record. Gene Ontology annotation, biological process: secondary metabolite biosynthetic process. Gene Ontology annotation, molecular function: monooxygenase activity; FAD binding. Lineage: Eukaryota; Fungi; Ascomycota; Eurotiomycetes; Eurotiales; Aspergillaceae. The transcript has 5 exons.
AUGAAAGUUAUCAUCGUGGGAGCCGGCCUGGGAGGUCUGGCUUGCGCUAUCGCGUGUUGUCGCGAGGGAAUUGACGUGAUUGUACUAGAGAAAUCACCCGAAGCUCAAGAGGCUGGAGCGGGUAUCCAGAUCCCUCCCAAUGGCGGCCGCAUCAUGCGGGAAUUGGGAGUUUUCUCCAAGCUGCUCGAAAAGGGGGCCAAAGUCCAAGAGGUGGAGUUCCGCCGCUAUGAUGAUGGCCAUUCACUGCGAAUUAUGCCUUUUGGUGAUGACAUCACACACGAAUUUGGUGUGCCGUGGUUAAUCAUUCAUAGAGCCGAUUACCAUCAAGUUCUUCUUGAGGAGGCAAUUCGGCUUGGAGUCAAGUUUCAAUGGGGUGCUACCGUUGAGAAUGUUCUUACUGACGGCCCGGAGGUUAUCCUCGCCGGAGGAGAAAGAGUGUCCGGAGAUGUUGUGAUUGGAGCAGAUGGAAUCGGCUCUACCGUUAGAAAUAUUCUUCUUGGAGAUACCGUCUCUUUAAUCGAGACGGGUGACCUAGCCUACCGGGCAGUAUUCAAGCGAGAACAGCUGGAAGCCCUCAAUGAUGAUAAAGUCACAGAGUUAUGCAAAAGAGUGGGUGUGACAAGCUGGCUAGGACCAGACAAGCACACCAUCUUCUAUCCUGUUCGGGAUGGCGAAGAGCUCAAUCUUGUUCUCCUUCGACCCGAUACUUUCAAUCAGGCUUCUCAUCGAGAGAAAGGCGAUAUCUAUGAGAUGCGAGAGAGCUACGCAGACUGGGAUGAAACACUUCGCAAGAUCAUCUCAUGUGUGCCAUCCGUUGACAAGUGGAAGUUGUCAAAUCUACCGGAGCUACCAUCAUGGUCCAAGGGUGCUGUCGCUCUCCUCGGAGAUGCAUGUCAUCCAACUCUGCCAUAUCAAGCCCAGGGAGCAGCAAUGGCAGUCGAAGAUGGAGCACUUAUUGGAAAGCUUCUUGGCCUGUUGCAAGCCCGCUAUUCCAAGCUUGAGGAAGAUCCAUCAUUAUCAACAAAUGAGUCAACCCAAAACGAAAUUGUUUCUGUACUAGAGCUCUACGAGCAAAUUCGCAAGAAGCGCACUUCGCGCAGCGUCCAAGGAGCGAUUAUGAAUCGCAAACUGUUUCACAUGCAAGAUGGCCUUCUAAGACGGAUACGAGACUUCCUCGUGCGGUACGCGGGCGUUACACGCAAGUCUGAUUGGACAUGGUUAUCUUCGUUCCGACAGAGACAAACUCUUGGACAUGAUGUUCUAGAGGAGUCGACGAAAUUGUUUGAGAACUGGGCAGCUACUCACCUUCCGGACAAGAGUGGGUAA